AUGUACGCUGUGCUCCUCUUUCUCUUGUCUCUUGCCGUGCUUGGCGGCGGCGGCGGCGCACGCGGGGAGGAGGUGCGGAAGAACGACGAAGCGGUGGCGCGGCUGCGCGAGGCGUUGGCGGCGGAGGGCGUUGACCCUCUGCCGGAGCCGCCCCGUGAACUUGGGGUCCACGCGGCCUGCAUCCGGCACGGCAUGGGCUGCCCCGACACCUACGUGGGGUUCCUUCAGGGGCUGCGGAGGGCCCCCCACACAUCUCCCGAGGCGGCGGCGCAGGGUGGGGCUCCGCAGGGCCGAAUGCAGCCCAGCGAAGGGAGACGGGGAAGAGAGAGAGGGCGCACAGAUCGCGAGGUGAUUAGUGAGGCAGAGCUGGAGAACCUGCGGCGUCUGCGUGACGUGUUACGUACGCGGUUGGCCGAGCUCCAGUCACCCGAGCGGCAGUGGAAGUGCCAGGAGUUUCGCUGGCUUCGCAGAGGGCUAGUGAUUGCCCAAAUGACGCACAACUUAGUUGUGGAAUACUACUGGGGGUUUGUCAUUCAGCGUCUCCUCCCCUGUGUGCUGUUCGUGACGCUGACGGUGUGGGUGCUGUUUGGCGAUCGUAUUCCGCGGCAGCACAUGCGCAGUCUGCUUGCCAAGGAUCCCCUCUGCAUCUUGAAUGAGGUGAUCACCCGCCGCAAUUCCCCACACUCCGUGGCGGAGCUUGUGAUGAAGCGUGAAAGCUACAAUGUCACUGAGAUCAGUGACCCCGAGGACAUCCACGUCCCUGGUUUUCGUGCCGGCUUUGCGAAGAUGAAGGAGGACUCCCUGCGGUCGAGCGCCAAUCACCGUCGCGAUCGUUGGUUUGUCACACGCUUUGCCCUGCUUGAGGCGCACCAUGAAACCCACAUUGCGGGUGUCGUCCUGCGACUUCGCUUGGCGCUGAGCGCGGCGGUGCUGCUGGUGCUCUGCUGGACGCUGCUAUCCCUCGUCCUGCGAGCAUCGGAGAUGCGCAGGCGCAGCGAUGGCGGGGCCCUGCAUUACCUGCUCACCAUGUUUUGCCCCUCGUGGGUGACGACGUCGCUCGUCCUCUACGCGGGCUGGUCGUGGGUCGGCGGGAUGGUGGCGUACGCCGCGUGGGAGCUGGUGGCAGGGGGGGAGGCGCUCGUGCGCUCCGACGAGCGGGCGGCGGCCCUGCACGAGAAGAUCCUGCAGCGCUGGAGCGGCUGA
Trypanosoma conorhini is the source of this 1203-nucleotide messenger RNA. RefSeq lists its product as uncharacterized. The record is from RefSeq and is a predicted model, not a curated record. Bases 1 to 1203 code for a protein of 400 amino acids. NCBI's taxonomy places the organism in Eukaryota, Euglenozoa, Kinetoplastea, Trypanosomatida, Trypanosomatidae. The transcript has a single exon.